AAACUUUGAUGGCAUUGGCAGUGGCUUUGGACGUGGACGUGGUAGAGGCAGCCAUGAGCAACUUAAACCACCUCAGGGCUAUGUCAUUUCAUCCAGCACUGUCCCACAAAUGGAAAUCCUGAUAUCGACAAACUUAAACCACCUCAAGGCUAUGUAUGUCAUAGAUGCAAUACUCCUGGUCAUUUCAUCCACCACUGCCCCACAAAUGUUUCUACAUUUCGAAACAAGGUUAGGGGGUUUCCUGACUCUAGAAGCAUGAGUAAUCUGCCACCAGAACUUUAUUGCCUCUUGUGUGAACGAGUAAUGAAGGAUGCUGUUUUCAGCAAGUGCUGUUUCCAGAGUUUCUGUGAAAAUUGUAUAAGGGACCAAGUUAUAUCAAAAUCAAAUUGUGUUUGUGGAGCUAAAGGCAGACCUGAAAAUGACUUUGUCCCCAACAAUGCAGUUAGAGAUACAAUAAAGAGAAUAUUAGAGACGAAUUAUAGUGGUGCUUGCAAUCAUGAUCAUGGUAAGCAAUUUGCACUGCCUACGGCCUUAAAAGGGAUCAAAGUUCCAAUGCAGAAUGUAGAGGCUACAAUGAUACAAGGCUCUAAAAAAGAGGAAGAACCCCUAAUAUCGGAACAGAAAAUCUCAGUUAUCACAGAAGAACCAGCAUUACAGGGAAGUGCAUGUGCAAUACCAGCUGACAGAGAAGUGCAGCAUAAGGAAGUUACUGUUGAUGCAGGCAAGGAGUUUGCUGUUCCUGCAGCCUCAGUCGGGGGUCAAGCUCCAUUACAGAAUGUGGAGGCUACAAACAUACAAGAGGAUAGAAAUUUGGAAGAAUCCCUAAUAUCUCAACCCGGAGUCUCAGAUACUACAAAAGAGCCAUUAUUACAGGAAAGUGCACCACCAGUUGACAAAGAGUUACAGCGUAAGGAAUUUGCAAAUAUUGGAGAGAGGAAGUUGGAAGACGAAUCCUCAAUAUUUCGACCGGAAGCGUCGGGUAUAACAAAAGAAUCGGCAUCACAAGGAAGUGCCCUAGAGACUGACAAGGUUCAGAGCAAGAAAGUUACAAAGAUUCAAGACAGUAAUUUAGAAGAAGAAUCCCCCAUAGUUCAACCAGAAGCCUCGGGUAUAAUAAAAGAACAAGCAUUACAAGGUAGUGCCCUAUCGGCUAACAACGCGCAGCGGAAGGAAGUUACCGUUUAUAUGGAAAAGAAGAAAAGCAAGAAGAAAUCCAAUUUGCCCAUCAAUGCUGGAGAAAUUCAGUGGACUGCUCAACAGUAUCAUGCCGCUCAGAGUUAUAUGCAGUCUAUAUACCCUUUCUCAUAUAAUCCUUACUUGAAUAGCAUGUAUCCUGGAAUGGAAGCAUACAUGAAACAAUGUGGAAUAAUACCCCCACAUAUGGAGUAUAAUAUCAUACCUUCUAAUGUACCUUUGGGGGUACCAGGAAUGACGUCUUCUCAAAUUUCACCUCAUAGCAGGGAAUCAUCCAAAGAUCGGGAAUGUAAUAGGGAAAUUCGCAAGAGUGUGGAUGCUACUUCAGUGAAGUUGAAACGUGCAAGUAAUAUGAUUUUAACUCCACCACCACCAUCAUCAAAGGUUCAACGCGACAUUAACCAACCAAGGCGAGAGCAACGCCACAAUGAGCGAAAGGGACAAUCACCACAAUGGACUUCUUCAAUGACAGCUUCAAAAAGGAAAUCAUCUCGACACAUAGAUGAUCACAAGGAGUAUGACGAUUCUUACCACCAUAAGCAUCACAAGGAACUACGCCACCAUCAUGGGACACCAUCAGUGGCACGCCGAUCAGUGAUCCAUGAGCAUGAUUCAAGUGACGACAAAGAGAGGCACUUUAAACGAAGACGGUCGAGAUAUUAAUAAGAAGAACCGUGGACAUCAUAGAGGAUGAUCGUUGUUAUAUAGAGGCUAGUUGAUGGAACCUUAUUAAUGGCAUAGUGUUCUAGUUUGAUGCUCUUUUAGGGGACGUUAAUGUACGUCCAUUUUUCUAAUAAACGUUUUCCCCGUUGGUAUUUAAAACAAUGGUUCGCAUUUUGCAAAACUUAAAUAAAAAAAACUAUUUGGUU
Molecule: messenger RNA, 2063 nt
Organism: Erigeron canadensis
Lineage: Eukaryota; Viridiplantae; Streptophyta; Magnoliopsida; Asterales; Asteraceae
Exons: 11
Coding region: 256-1857 (533 amino acids)
Source: RefSeq, a predicted model, not a curated record